CGCUUGAUCCCCUACGGCAGGAACAGCAACUUCACAGGCCGGAAAAAUAUCCUAGAAUCGGUGAAGAGACUUUCAGAACCUGCAUCACACAACCGAAUCGCGCUCUAUGGGUUAGGCGGUUCUGGGUGCGUAUAUCAAAUAUUUCAACACAUGAAGAAUUCACUAACGCCGCCUAGAAAAACUCAGAUUGCCCUAGAAUAUGUUCAUCAGCGCGCCAGCGAGAGUGGUUGUCAUGUCUUUUGGGUGGGAGGAAGUGGGCUAUCAAAAUUCAGCGAGGGCUUUAGGGAUGUUGCUCAGCUUGCUCAUAUUUAUCCAACCAACGCAGAGAAAGACCCAGAGGG
Messenger RNA from Tuber aestivum (summer truffle), 341 nucleotides. The record is from the annotation of a GenBank genome assembly. Lineage: Eukaryota; Fungi; Ascomycota; Pezizomycetes; Pezizales; Tuberaceae.